Messenger RNA from Aspergillus japonicus CBS 114.51, 1851 nucleotides. RefSeq names its product isocyanide synthase family protein. The coding region runs from base 1 to 1851 and encodes 616 amino acids. The transcript has 5 exons. Gene Ontology annotation, molecular function: oxidoreductase activity. The record is from RefSeq and is a predicted model, not a curated record. Lineage: Eukaryota; Fungi; Ascomycota; Eurotiomycetes; Eurotiales; Aspergillaceae.
AUGAGCGCAGUCAUGCCGAUCUUUGAUCUGGCUACCCUUCAUAAGGCGUGGGAGAUUCUGAACACCAUCUACCGAUAUCGCAUGCCCGUCCCAGCAUCGCUAGUGGAUCGGAGCGACGAGGGGACUCUGAAGUUCCUAUCCCUGAUCUACACUCGCGUGAGAGCAGGCAAAUCAGUCUCCUUGAUCCUACCAGCUUUCCCGUUCAAGUCACCUAAUCGAAAAGAGAAAGUUCUUGGGUCUUUACCAGACAAAGGGGAGGAUCUUGCCUUGGCCCAUCUCAACGGACUAUGCGCGGCGAUCGCGGACAUUUACGAACCAGGGGCUAGGUUGACCAUCGCUUCCGACGGUCUGGUGUACAAUGACCUGCUAGGUGUUCCCGACGCGGAGGUCUAUACGUAUGGCGAGGCGCUGCGGAAAAUGGUCCAGUCGCAGGGCUACCGACACCUCCAGUUCAUUCGUCUGCGGGACCUCGUCCACUGGAAGAUCGACACUCCCCUCGACGUUACCACCUACGAACAGCUGGCAGGCGCCUUUCGUCAGCGGUUGAUCGACAAUUUCACCCCCUUGGAUUACGACUGUGCCGAGAGUAUCAAGGCCGACGAAGAUGUGUGCACCACCUACCGAGGAUAUAUCAAGUUUCUGGCCAAGGAUUUGGAACAUACCUUUGUGGAAGCGGGCGAGGUGUCCAAGAAGUCUUACAAACAGAAGCUCGAGGGUAUUGCUAAGCAGAUGAUCGCUCGUGGAAAGGCAUUUGCAGAGGCGAUCAAGAAGAACUACCCGGACCAUGUUCGUCUGUCGAUUCACCCGUCAUGCGGCUCAGCCAAAAUCUCCGUUCAGGUCUUGCCUCUGGCUCGUCAUUGUGUGACACCCUGGCACUCAACGCCGUGCUUCACCCUCGACGGCCGCGUGGAAUAUGGCCUACGCGAGUCAUUCGACCACAACCCCGAUGUUGAGUUGGUUCACAAGGCAGGACAGCCGUGGCUUUACCGCUACAAGUCAGAACUAUAUUCCUGGCCACAACCCGUGAAAAUCGAGCCUCAGUACCCUUGUGGCCUGAUCAUUCGACCUACGCAACCCGUGUCUUGUGCAGAAGUGGACAUGCAUAAGCUUCGCGCUCUGGCAGAAGAAAACUCCCCUGUUAUUUUACGGGGGUUCCAGGACACACGCGACCGGGAGCUUUUCGUCAAAAAGGCCGAGGAGAUGGGUAACCCCGUUGGGUGGAAAUUCGGUCUCAUCCUCGAGGUGAAGGACCACGGCACAGACACGCAGGGCCUGAACAAUGUUUUGUCGUCGGAGUGGAUGCCGUUCCACUACGAUGGCCUGUUCAAGAUUGUCAAGAUGAAAAAUGCAGAUGGGCAGGAAGUUGUUAGGUCCUGUCCUCCGAAAUUCCAAUUCUUCACGGGAAUGACCCCCUCGCCCAAAGACACCGGAUUCACCCUCUUCUCCCCCUCCCACCUGGUCUGGCACUAUCUACCAUCUGAAUACUCGGUCGAACACCUGCGCACUCUGUCCUGGACGGUCGAAACUGUCUCCUUCGACCACACCAAGAUCACCGAUCUCCCUCUCGUGGUGGACCACUUCGCACACCAGCGUCCCUGUCUCCGCUACCACGAGCCGUGGCCGCAGGAGAAGACGGUCUUUGAGCCAACCAAAAUUACCAUCCAGGGUGUGCCCAACUCGGAGGAACUGUGCCAAACCCUCGAUAGCCUGCUGCACGAUCGUCGCGUGGCCUACUGGCAUUGUUGGGAGAAAGGCGACUGGUUGAUCAGCGAUAAUGUGACGACGAUGCAUACGCGCAGCUCGUUUACGGGCAAGUCGGACCGGUGUCUGCGGCGGAUUCACGUCGACUAG